Messenger RNA from Populus euphratica (Euphrates poplar), 1642 nucleotides. RefSeq lists its product as uncharacterized. The transcript is spliced from 2 exons. The record is from RefSeq and is a predicted model, not a curated record. Bases 143 to 1129 code for a protein of 328 amino acids. NCBI's taxonomy places the organism in Eukaryota, Viridiplantae, Streptophyta, Magnoliopsida, Malpighiales, Salicaceae.
ACUGUCAAACGAUAUAUUCUCCCUCUAAAAUAGAUGGCAACUGUUCAGGAUCUGGCCCCGCUAAUAGACGGAUCUCAUUUCCUGCGUUCUCUUCCUCAGCCUCACUUCAUUCUUUGGAAUCAACAGAGAAGGAACCUGCAGAAUGAGUGCUAGGCGGCGUCCGCUGCAUACAUGUGGAGUUUCUGUAAUGGAAAUCGCUCGCAAAGCUUACACAGAAACCCAAGAAUUCAAUGGGCCGUUAGGUCUCGUGACAAAGAAGAUAAUCAGGUUAGCUCCAUUUGCUUCCCUUCUUGUCCAUGUGCUGCGGUAUGAGUAUUUCUUCUUGGCAAUCCUCUCUUUUGUGGAUAAUCAUAUAAUAUUAGCCCUUGAAAGAAAGGUUGAGGCUAUUUUCCCACCAUCGAAUUAUGUGUUCAACAAGGUUGACAAGCUCGUCCAAAUCGUAGAAACCCUUCCAGCAAAAUUUGAUUUCGCUGUUAACAAGUUACCCAUUAUUUUCCACCAAAUUCCAAUUCUAGAUUGGGCACUGUCAUGUGCUAUCUCAUGGCUGAACUUUUGGCUAUCUAUCCUGACUCAUUGGGGAUCAGGAACCACUCACGAAAAGGAGAUUAUGGUCGAUAUAAACUGUAACGACAGCAGUAUUGAACAAACAAAUGUUCAAGAAGCAGAUACUAAUAUAGUAGGGUUCCAAAAUGAAACAAAGGGAUGUUUCAGUCCUAUGUCUGCUACAUCAGGCUCGGAAACUGAGGCAAGUAGUCCGAAUGCUAAGAGAUGCACAUACAAGGACGCACUGGAGAAAGUUGUGAAAUCCACAUAUAAGGAUGCACUAGAGAAGGGGACAAGUGAAAGCACACAGAGCACGGAGGGGAGCCCAAAGCAGAUGAUCCGAUCCACUGUUAGCAGUGAAGCAACCAGUCCUAAAGGUGAGAGAAAUGAGACCAUGAAAGAGAAAGAAUGCAUUGCUGACGAGGAGACAGAAGAAGCCAGUGCUAGCAAGGAAGAAACUGGAGGAGUGGAUCAUACUACGGUCAUGGAAGAUGAUCCAGUCAGUUUACCUACAAAUAAGACGCCAGAAUGCAUCAACCGGGGAGAUCCUAUUUUAGCGCUUUUCGAGUCUGCUUGGCACAUAUAAAACCUGGAGAAUACGGCAACGAAAACUGCUGCUAAACGUUCUACUUCAUACCAAUGGUAAAGGAAGCUUAUGUGAUGUUCUACUUGAUCCAAGUGACUAUGAAAAGAGGGACUCUAUAUCUUGGUCUGACAUUAUUGAAGAGUCAGCAUUGAAGUAAGUUCAUGCUGCAUAUAUUUUUGUUGUUUGUAGGUUCUGCCCCAAUAUUUUUUCUAGGCGAUCGUACAAGCUGCAUUACAUUUUUGUACAUGAUUAUUUGGGGACAAGUUCACGAUAUAUUUGAGCGCAGAACUUGGGGCAUUGAUCCUUGCUCUGUACUUGGGUUUUGGCUCUAUUAAAAUGAGUGGUGUUUCUGGGAAUCCAUCCUGAAAAUUCUAAUGAUGAGUGCAAGCACUUCUAACAAAAAGUAUACGGUGAUAAUUUCAGAAACAAUAUGAAAAUCUAUAGAACAUUUCUCCUGUGAAUCUACAGACACGUCACAUUCCUUGAUCUCAUGGAGAACACCUCUUCCUACCA